This is a messenger RNA of Camelus dromedarius (Arabian camel), 981 nucleotides long. RefSeq names its product trafficking protein particle complex subunit 9-like. The transcript has 3 exons. The coding region runs from base 304 to 696 and encodes 130 amino acids. The record is from RefSeq and is a predicted model, not a curated record. NCBI's taxonomy places the organism in Eukaryota, Metazoa, Chordata, Mammalia, Artiodactyla, Camelidae.
UCUCCCCGUGGUGGUCCAACCUGUUGGGGAUCGUCUCAGAGGAGAAUUUCUUUUGCAUCUAUAAAUGAAUCUCCUCGGUGUGCCAGAUCAGCCCGUGCGGCUCCCAGUGCACACUCUGUAUCCACUACAGGCACCACUACGGGCCCAAGAAUGGGUGGAGCAACUUCCAGGCCCACCACAAGGUCAUGGGCCUUGUCACCAUUACCGACUGCCUCUUGGUCAAGACCUUCUAGAAGCUCCACGUGCAGAGGAGCUGUAUGGCACCACGAUCUGUGACCCUCAGCUCUUUGCCUUUGGGUCUGCAUGGAGAGGUGGUCAAGCAGCCACCUACUGAUGUGGCCUUCAACCUACAAGUACUGCAGAGUAGUGGAGAAGAGGGUCGAGGACAUCAAGUCACUCUUCAUCGUGCUCGUGUCCAAGAGCCUGCACGGGGCCCCCGAUAAUUCUAGGGACAAGAUCCCCCUCCCCUGCAUCCCGUUUGAGAAGAAGGACUUGGUGGGACUGGACACAGACAGCAGGUACCACUAUCCACACAAGAAUGAGUGGGUAGACUUCAAGACCCACCGAAGGGUCAUGGGCCUCGUCACCAUCACUGACCGCUUGGCCAAGGACUGGCUGCAGAUCGAGGAGCUCCCUGUGCAGAGGAGAUUUGUGGCAACACGCAGGACGAUUCGUGGCUCUUCGUCUUUGUGCUGAAGGGCGAGCUCGCCGAGCAGCUGCGCACUGAUGUGGCCUUCUACCCCAGCUAUGAGGACUGUGGGACGGUGGAGAAGAGGAUCAAGGACUUCAUCAAGUCGCUUUUCAUCGUGCUCGAGUCCGAGCUCCUGGUCAGGGCCACCAACAAUUUUAGGGACAAGAUCCCCCUCCUCUGCAUCCCAUUUGAGAAUAAGGACUUGGUGGGACUGGACACAGACAGCAGAUCGUUUUGGUUACUGAGACCCUCGAAUUCCCAUAUGAAUUAUAACAGCAGCUAAUCAGUUU